ACUUGUUAAUUUCUUCCUUCUAUAUUAUUCUCCCGCUCCUUUCCUUGUUUACUAUCCUUCUGUUUUGGGAAACCAGAUUCGAGAUUAGGGUUUCUGCAACUCCCGCCAUGUCUCCGGCAAUUGCAGUUUUGAGAGAUGAGAAUGAAGAGAGCCAGUACCAGAAUGGAGUGAAGCGCUUGCAUGAGAAUGGAAUAAGCAAAGUUCCAAGCAAGUACAUACUUCCCGUAUUAGAGCGACCCAGUAAUACAAAUCAACAGCAAGCAAAUGUAAGCAAGAAUAAUCUCAAACUCCCCAUCAUUGACUUCCAAGAAUUGCAGGGUCCAAAUAGGCCCCAAGUCAUUCAGUCCCUCGCCAAUGCUUGUGAACAAUACGGCUUCUUUCAGCUGGUAAACCAUGGCAUUCCAAUCGAAGUUGUAAGCAAUAUGAUUGAAGUGGGCACAAAGUUCUUUGAUCUCCCAUUUGAGGAGAGAGCCAAGUACAUGUCCUCUGAUAUGCGAGCUCCUGUUCGGUAUGGGACUAGCUUUAACCAGAACAAGGAUAAGGUUUUUUGUUGGAGGGACUUCUUGAAGCUAAUGUGCCAUCCCUUACCUGACGUUCUUCCUUACUGGCCUUCUUCACCGGUCGACAUGAGGAAUUUAGCGGCUACCUACGCAAAAGAAACCAAACACUUAUUCCUAAUGCUAAUGGAGGCCAUCUUUGAGAGCUUAGGACUUGUGGAUUCAUCAGCUGCAGCCAAGAAGAAGACGACAGAAGAAGAUGAGGUGUUGAAAGAAUUCGAAGAUGGAAGCCAGCUAAUGGUUGUCAAUUGCUACCCGCCAUGCCCAGAACCUGAUCUAACCCUAGGGAUGCCUCCUCACUCUGACUAUGGAUUUCUCACACUUCUUCUCCAAGAUGAGGUAGAAGGACUUCAGAUUCAAUUCCAAGAUAAAUGGGUCACCGUUGAACCAAUAGCAAACUCUUUCGUGGUCAACGUUGGUGAUCAUCUUGAGAUAUUUAGCAACGGAAAAUACAGGAGUGUUCUACACAGAGUGCUGGUGAAUUCUAGAAAAGAUAGGAUUUCAGUGGCUUCUCUGCACAGUCUUCCUUUCAUGCGAUCAGUUGGGCCAUCACCAAAACUUGUGGAUGAAUCAAAUCCAAGGAGAUACAAAGAAACCGAUUUCGCUAGCUUUCUAGAGUAUAUUUCAUCCCGUGAGCCUAAGAAGAAGAAUUUCCUCGAGUCCAGGAAAUUGACUUGACGAUAUAUUGAAAAAGCCAAUACACUACUGUGCAUGGAUGGAGCAAAAUAGCUACCCAACAACUAAGAAAAUCAGCAAGUUGACCUUUUGCAGGCUCAAUUAUAUGUAGCAAUAUGAUAAGGGAGAAUUGUAUCUACUUCUUUUUGUUUUCUUAAUUUUCAUUUUUUGGUGAGGGGAUGAGAAUCAAACCCAAACCAUGCCAGUACCUAGCUAGCUCGAUCAAGGCCUAUAUGUUCGUUCGUUCAAAAUAACCUUGCCAUACAAAUUAGUAUAUAUAUAAAUACAAAAACUUUUUAUCGAUAUAUGAUCAUCAAGUCCUUAAUUAGUC
Fragaria vesca subsp. vesca is the source of this 1563-nucleotide messenger RNA. Its product is annotated as probable 2-oxoglutarate/Fe(II)-dependent dioxygenase-like. The record is from RefSeq and is a predicted model, not a curated record. Bases 108 to 1235 code for a protein of 375 amino acids. The transcript is spliced from 5 exons. NCBI's taxonomy places the organism in Eukaryota, Viridiplantae, Streptophyta, Magnoliopsida, Rosales, Rosaceae.